CCAAAAUUCUUACUUCACGAUGGACUCGGAUGAUGGCAAAACGACGAAGAGCAGCUGCAAUCGGUUCAGCAACGUGAAGGACGCUGCCAAGCAACGGGUUAAUGCUGUCCAUGCCUCCUUGUUCGGGAGUAAAGAGGGAAAUGGAGAUCUGGCGACGGUGGUGGUGGUAGGAGGAGGCUAUGGUGGCGUCCGUGUGGCCAAGGAUCUCGAUACAGCCAGCAGCAGCAGCAAAGACUUUCAAGUCGUUCUCAUUGACCGAAAGAACUAUUUCCUCAACAAUAUAGCCGGUGUCCCGGCGGCCGUGCAAAAAGGCUACGCCGACAGCAUGUGCAUUCCAUACGACAAACUAUUCUCCGAACGCGGCAACAGCACUUUUUUGCAAGCAGAAGUGAGCGAAAUUAGAAAGGACAGUGUAUUGGUACAAGGACACGAGGAACCCUUGUACUUUGACUAUUGCGUGAUUGCCACGGGAAGCAGCUAUUCCUUCCCCUUCAAGAUUGCCGACACAUUGCAGCAAGAUGCCGUGGAGCGAUUUGGAAAAAUACCCGAUCUGAUUGCCCAAGCAGAUCACAUUGUCGUGGCAGGAGGUGGAGCCGUUGGAUGCGAAAUGGCGGGGGAGAUCAAAACGUGCUUUCCUGGGGAGAACAAGCGUGUCACGCUGGUGCACAGUCGAGAGGCUCUCCUCCCGGGUGAUGUAAAAGAUGAACUUCGCGACAAGACUCUCAAGGCACUCCAACAGCUGGGGGUCCAUGUGAUUUUGGGGGAGCGAUUGGUCGAUGGUCUUGACACCAACAAUUCACCGGAGGAUACUACAAGUACUACCGACGAAAACGUUCAAAAUCAAAGUUUUCUCAGUGGCAAGCGCCGCAAGCUCCAAACAAACCAAGGCACCGAGCUGGAGGCCGACUUGGUUUUCUUGUGCUGGGGAGCUGCCGUCAAUUCGGCCAGCUUGCGAGCUCAUUUUGGCAGUGAGCUCAUUGACAAAGGGCCGAACAGGGAUCGCAUCUCGGUGGAUCCAAAGACAUUACUUAUCGGAAACACAGACAACAUCUUCGCCAUAGGAGACGUCGCAGCGCUCGAAUCCAAAAUGGCAUGUUAUGCUGGAGAACAAGGCUCCUAUGUGGCCAAGAAACUGAUUGCCACUAUUGUUGCCAACAAAAAAUUUCAGAAUGCUGGCGAUGUCGAACCCUACCGGUACUGGGGACACCCGUACCCUGCCAUGAUGGUUCCGCUCGGAGGAAAACUGGGCUACAUGCAAACGCCUUGUGCCAAGGGAAACAUUCUGGGCUCUCCCUUUGCCGCCAUGGGUAAAAACCAUCUCAUCAAGAGCUGGGCUCUCACGGUUCGCCCUGCAUGUUCCUUCAAAUGCCCCUUCACGUUUAUCAGCAACAAUCAAACCAACCAACAGUCCGACAAAGAAGAUUUGGCCAAGGCACUCGGAUUGUCUCACGAGGAUGCCCUUCUGGCGAUUGAGCGUGGCGCUUUUCCUAUUACCCACGAUGCCGCCACUGAUGGCCGAACUAGCACCUGAUAAGGCGAACUUUCACUACUUGCUAGCUUAUUUCAUGUGUGACAAAGGAUUUAUAGCUACUAUACUACAGCACUAUAACAGUUACAUGUCUUUGUUCUCUCCAAGU
This is a messenger RNA of Seminavis robusta, 1637 nucleotides long. The record is from the annotation of a GenBank genome assembly. NCBI's taxonomy places the organism in Eukaryota, Bacillariophyta, Bacillariophyceae, Naviculales, Naviculaceae.